Messenger RNA from Podarcis muralis (Common wall lizard), 4246 nucleotides. RefSeq names its product G3BP stress granule assembly factor 2 (gene G3BP2). Lineage: Eukaryota; Metazoa; Chordata; Lepidosauria; Squamata; Lacertidae. Gene Ontology annotation, molecular function: mRNA binding. Gene Ontology annotation, cellular component: cytosol; ribonucleoprotein complex. The record is from RefSeq and is a predicted model, not a curated record.
CCGGAGGCUGCGCGCGCGCCACCUUCCCCCACCCCCUCCCGGCCGCCCGCUCCUCCUUAUUAGAGCGAGAGAGCGGACGAGACAUCCGGUUCCGCCCCGAAUCCGUGCUUGUGAGGGAGGGAGGGAGAAAGAGAGAGAGACGGACGCGCUGCCCCAGUCGCUCCUCCUCCCCCCCCUCCGCGCCCUCGGCCGGGAAGCGAACCCCGGACCCUGAGACGGAGAAAGAAGAGCGUCUAGCCUUUGACACUGUCUACCAAAGAAAUGGUGAUGGAGAAGCCAAGUCCGCUGCUUGUAGGGCGGGAGUUCGUGAGGCAGUACUAUACCCUGCUAAAUAAAGCCCCCGACUUCUUACACAGGUUUUAUGGCAGGAAUUCUUCUUAUGUGCAUGGUGGACUGGAUGCCAGUGGCAAACCACAGGAAGCCGUGUAUGGCCAGGCUGACAUACACAAGAAGGUGAUGUCCCUGCAGUUUAGUGAAUGCCGCACUAAGAUCCGCCAUGUGGACGCUCAUGCAACUCUGAACGAUGGAGUAGUUGUGCAAGUUAUGGGGGAGUUGACAAAUAAUGGGCAGCCGAUGAGGAAAUUCAUGCAAACCUUCGUACUGGCUCCAGAAGGAUCUGUUCCAAAUAAGUUUUAUGUACACAACGACAUAUUCCGUUAUGAAGAUGAAGUAUUUGGUGACUCUGAAGCUGAACUAGAUGAAGAGUCAGAAGAUGAAGUAGAAGAAGAGCAUGAAGAAAGGCAGCCCUCCCCUGAGCCUGCUCAAGAGAAUGCAAGCAGUACUUACUACGAUAAUCACCCUGUAACUAAUGGAAUAGAAGAAACGUUGGAAGAAUCUACUCACGAACCUGAGCCUGAGCUGGAAUCUGAAUCAAAAGCUGAGGAACUAAAACCUGAAGCGGAAGAAAAAAAUAUUGAAGAGCUAGAAGAAAAGUCUCCAUCCCCACCUCCUGUAGAAACAGUUUCUCUACCACAAGAACCACCAAAGCAAAGAUUAGAAACAAAACCUGAAACCCAGUCUCAACCUCCUCGUGUGCGUGAACAGCGUCCGCGGGAGCGGCCAGGCUUUCCCUCAAGGGGCCCCAGACCAGGUCGAGGAGAUAUGGAUCCAAACGAAUCAGACAAUCGGCGAAUAAUUCGCUAUCCGGAUAGUCAUCAGCUCUUCGUUGGCAAUUUACCACAUGAUAUUGACGAGAAUGAACUGAAAGAGUUUUUCAUGAGCUUUGGGAAUGUUGUGGAACUUCGCAUCAAUACUAAAGGUGUUGGAGGAAAACUCCCAAACUUUGGCUUUGUGGUGUUUGAUGACUCUGAGCCAGUUCAGAAGAUUUUAUUGGCAAAACCUGUUAUGUUUCGUGGUGAAGUGCGCUUGAACGUAGAAGAAAAAAAGACCAGAGCUGCUCGUGAAAGGGAGACCCGAGGUGGUGGCGAUGACCGCAGAGAUAUCCGGCGCAACGACCGAGGUCCAGGGGGUCCACGUGGCAUUGUGGGUGGUGGAAUGAUGCGAGACCGCGAUGGAAGAGGGCCUCCUCUAAGGGGUGGCAUGGCCCACAAACUUGGCUCCGGAAGAGGAACUGGGCAGAUGGAAGGCCGGUUCACAGGUCAACGUCGUUGAAGACCCAAAUGUUGGCAGGCAGUCUUGGCAGUGAUACAUUAUUCGUCGUGUUUGCAUUCUUGUUAAUUUUCUGGCUUUGGAAUGUAACACAGCCUUUUUGAUCAUUUCUUUGAUGUGAGAAACAUCCUUUGGUUACCAGUUAAAUUGAGGUGGACGUUCUUUCCCCAAUUUCACAAAGAAGUCACACUGUUAACGUAUAACUUAGACUUGGAGAUUAAGGACUGUGAGAAAUGACCAUUUAAACUUUCUGCAGCGACAACUUUUAAAAAAAAAAAAAGGACAAGGGCGUGCCUAAUUUGAGUUAAGGUCCUUUCAGUAAAACAAAAAAAAAGCACCCUCCUGCUACACAUUUUGUGUAAGUGUUACUGUUUCUGCCUAUUACUGUUGGAAACGCAACUAGUGCAAUCUUUGCAAUUGGAGAAGCUUACCCUUUUCCCCCCUUAUAGAACACUUGGCUCCAAACAACUCACGUUUUUAUGAACUCAAAAGCGCACUAAUGGGUAUUUGACUCCUUUUACGUUGACAUCUGCUGAAAGCAGCAAGGAAAAAGUAGCUUGUGAAACGAUGCAGGCAUCUGCUCUGCUUUGCUCUGACCAAUAUAUGUACACACACACAAACCUUAACGAGACUACAAGUAUGUUCCAGAAGGAAACCAUUUAGCUGUAAACACAGAUGUAAAAACUUCAAAAAAUCAUAGUCCUGAAAACGAAACAAGUUUGGUUUGUUGUUUUUUUUAAAGGAUUUAAUGAGCUCCCCUGCCUUUCUCCAGAACAGGGAUGGCUAACCGCUCAACACACUCCUUCUCCCCUUUCCCCUUUCUGUAAGCAGUGUACAGUGAAAAAUUGUCUCUACUGUAUUGAGGUCUCUGGUAAUGUAAUAAGCAUGAUGGUGCCUUCUAUUAAAUACAUCAUUCCAGUGUUGCUGGUGAUUUUGUACAGUAUAGUGGUAUGAAUGGCUGUGCUGCAAAACUUUUAACAGCUGUAAAAAAAUGUUUAUAAAAUCAUUGUAUAAAAAAUUGCAGUAUCUUGAAAUCGGUAAAGGUUACUGGAAUAUUAUUUGCCUAGCUCUGCGGUUGACAUGUUUCUGAAGCCUUUGAAAGAGGGAGGAAAGAAAAUGGCUGCAUUUUUAAGAGAAAUGGAGUUGCGGAAGCGUGUGUGCAUUCUUGCAUAGACAAGUCCAAAGUUAAUCAAGCACGUACCUUUGUUUCAAGUAUACUUCGGAUAAGCAUAUUUAACAUAAAAACUUGUUACACCUCAAGGAUACUGCAAUUUUCACAGGGCAGGAGAAUAGCUCAAAGUAAUUGCUAUUUCCGGGUUUCUGAACUGUCGUCACCCACUUUGCACAACCUCGAAGCAACAUUGAUGCCCACACGGCUCAGAUAUGUACAUGGAGGGAGGACCUCCUCUUGUGUAUUUGGAUUUAUUUUUUUUUAGAGCAUCUUGAAUUUUGGUGAGAGGUUUGCUGUUUCCAGGUUCCUGUUUGCAUAGAUCGCACAUUCCAGAAAACUGCAAAUGUAGCAAAACGGCGCUCCCCCGGCUUCACGCUGGACAGCUCAGUAAGCCUCAGGAUUACUCUUGAGGAGGGGAGGCAAAAAUAUGUGACCACUCAGAGCUGCUCUAAGCAUGGAAGACCUCACUUGUUUUAACAAAAAUGCCUAAUGCAAGGAGCAUUUGGUUAAAAGUGACCAUUUGCUGUUUCCUAUGAAUGUGGAAAAUCUUGCCUGUGUGUUAAGGGGGAGGGGGAGUGAGUUUGCACCAUUUUCUCCCCUCCCCCCAUAAUAAUAAUAAUAAUAAUAAUAAUAAUAAUAAUAAUAAUAAUAAUAAAAAUAAUUGAGGUCUUCCAUGUUUGACGGUAAGUCUUGCACUAUUUUCAUACACUUUCUGGGACACAUUUCUCUCUUUCCAUGGUUAUAUUUGGGGGUGUGUUUUGUGUUGAACUGUUUCAUUUUCAGACGAUGCCUGGAAAUGUACUUGAAUGCCUCACCACAAACCAUAAACCUUUAAGUUGAAAGCCUUUCUUGAAACUGCUGUUCUCAGCAAGCGGUUUGCUUACCAGUGUUUUGUGUUCCUUGACUUUUUUUUUUAAGUGCUAUGGUAUUGCCCUGCGAUCUUAAAAGAAAAAACUCAUAAAAGGCAAAUGGCACUGGAGAAAUAAUCAGAAAAAUACGUAACUGACAAUUAGAGGAGCUACUGAGCCAUUCAGCUUACCCGGCCGGCUUCUUUAAAUGCCAUGAAUUAACAAUAUUGGAAGCAUACACAGAAGUUUACAUGGUGACCGUUCGCCUACUGUACUGUGGACUCAUAGUGUUCUUGUCCCUCCUUUCAAUAAAUGUACCUCUAGAAGAAAAAAGCAACAGAUCUCCUUUGACCUGUUAUAAACUGCUGAUUUGUUGACAAUGGGGUAGUAUUGCUAUAAUUGCAGAUCCUAUUUCAACAAACUUGCUUUAACCAUCUUUUGGCUUUAGUAGGUAUGCAAGACAGUGGACUUCCAUCUUUAUUGCUGUAAUGUGUUGAGCAUUAUAUGCUAGUAGAAUCUAGUUUAAUUGUUGCAGGUGGAAAGUAUUUACUUUUUAAGUUUCCAUUUUUGAAUGUGUUUUGACUAAACAUACCAAUAAACUACUGAUGUCUGCAGCAUU